Molecule: messenger RNA, 1433 nt
Organism: Carya illinoinensis
Lineage: Eukaryota; Viridiplantae; Streptophyta; Magnoliopsida; Fagales; Juglandaceae
Product: heavy metal-associated isoprenylated plant protein 16-like
Exons: 3
Coding region: 183-440 (85 amino acids)
Source: RefSeq, a predicted model, not a curated record
CUCAAAUGGCCGAGUACCCCCCAAACAACCAAACUACAAGUAAUCUCUCCCCUCGAUCGCUAGCUACGCACCUUCAAUAAUUUUAAGCACUCUUAUCACCUUUACUUCUCACCCUUAAGACGUGAGGCUUUUGGUCCAGUACUCAACAGUCAUCAUCGAUCUUAUCCAGGAAACCAAUUACAAUGAAGCAAACGGUGGUGAUCAAGGUGUCCAUGGAUGGCCACAAGUCCAUCUUCUGUGAGCUGGAUGGACAAAAGGCCCGCUCCAAAGCCUUGAAGAUAGCAGUUGGCCUUUCAGGGGUGGUAUCAGCAUCUUUAAAAGGAGAGGACAGGGACCAAAUAGAGGUCAAAGGGGAUGGGAUUGAUACCGUGAAACUAGUAAGUUUACUCCGGAAGAACGUAGGACGUGCAGAUAUAAUUAAGGUGACUGAGGACGGGUAGAAGAAAGAAGACGGAGGAAAGGAAAACGAGCUGACGGUACUACACUAUAAUAUGGUUCGGCCUUACCGGACGGGUGACUGUCAAAACCCCAAGGCAGGAGGCCACGGGCCAUGCCUUGACCAGCACCAGCCCAUGCCAGGACAGCACGCCAACAGCACUGUUGGCGCCGCUUGAUUGCCCACAGACCGAUCCCUUGGUGAAUGCUAGACCACGGUCACCCUUCAUUAGGCAGUGAACAGUCGGCGCGCGCACGCAAGCGAGGUUGUCACACCACACUCAGCGCAUGGCUAGACUGCAUGCACGCCUAGUGCGCGUGCGCAGCGGGCACGCAUGGGCUAUGUGCACACACUGCGUGCAUGCAUGGGUCGUGCGUAGGCACAAGGCCCAUGCAUGGCCUAGGCACCCGCGCAGCGCACGCUUGCACAUCCACCUUGGAAUUGACGGUGUGGCUGCCCAGCACAUCCACCUUGGCCAGGGCCUUGCUGCUCAAUGCCUUGGUCUUGACCAGGGCCAUGCUGAUCAACACCCUGGCUUUGGCCAGGGUCUUGCUGACCAACGCCCAGGCACCACAGCCUGGGCCAUGCAGACCAACGCCCAGGCCCCACUGGCCUGGGCCAUGCAGCAGCCUGCCAUGCUUAAGCCAACCACGGUCCAACCCAGCGACUCAUCAAUGGUGCCCAGCCCACACAACCUGGGCCACACAUGCAAGGACCAUGGACCAGCCAAGGCUAGCCCGGCAGGCCAAUCUGAAGACCCACGCGUGCAAGCAUGAAGCCUAUGCUGUGAGUCAUCCUGGCCACCCAUGGGCCACUGAUAGCAUGAGGCCUUAACCAGGAGGCGUGGGCCCGGAACCAUUUUCCCUUUGUAAUCGUUUUAAUUGCUUUCUAGUAUAAGUGAGGCAAUAGGCUAUCACUUAGUUUUUAUCUUUGAACAUUUGGACGAAUUUGGCUUGUAAGCCCCCAUAGACACAUUGGUGCUUUGUCACUUAGGCUC